This is a messenger RNA of Dendrobium catenatum, 2249 nucleotides long. RefSeq names its product protein GDAP2 homolog. Lineage: Eukaryota; Viridiplantae; Streptophyta; Magnoliopsida; Asparagales; Orchidaceae. The coding region runs from base 241 to 1929 and encodes 562 amino acids. The transcript is spliced from 14 exons. The record is from RefSeq and is a predicted model, not a curated record.
CCUGGCUUCGGAACCCAGUUUUAGGCUUUUCGUUCCCCUUCAUUCUAAGCAGAUAUGUAUUCCAAGGCCUUAGGGUUUCUUUCUUCUCCAAAAUCUUGAUGCCCAUUUAUGACUUCAACUUGAGAUUAAUUCAACGUGCGGGUUCUGUUGAUUCUGUGUUAGAAAGCUGGCUGUCACCUGAAAAAUUGGAUCUUUUUAGGUUUCCGUCUGUUGGAUCGAGCGGAAUCUAUUGGUUUCGAUAUGUAUCGGAGCGUGGCUACGCGCGGUGGGAUGCCAACAGACAGCGGUGAAAGUGGCGUGGUGACGCUCGAUCAGGUACCCAGUUGGAAUGACACUGAUCAGCGAUCUUCUUUCCUUUAUGGACCAGGAGAUUCUUCCACGCCGUUAUAUUUCUCAGAUCCUCUGACUUCUUCUUCUGGAUUGAAUUCGGGAAUUGAUGGCAUGGUGUCGAGGUUUCCGGUUGACCAAGAUAUCAAUGGAAGGAUAUAUCUAUGGCGUGGCAACCCUUGGAAUCUUGAGGUCGAUGCUGUUGUUAAUUCCACCAAUGAGAGUUUGGAUGAAGCACAUAGCAGUCCCGGUUUGCAUACUGCUGCUGGACCAGGUCUUGCAGAGGAGUGUUCUGCAUUGGGUGGCUGUCGGACUGGAAUGGCAAAAAUGACUAAUGCUUAUGAUCUCCCAGCCAGGAAAAUUAUCCACACUGUUGGCCCAAAAUAUGCUGUCAAGUAUCAUACUGCUGCCGAAAAUGCUUUGAGCCAUUGUUAUCGUUCUUGCUUGGAACUUCUUAUUGAAAACGGUCUUCAGAGCAUUGCAAUGGGAUGUAUAUACACUGAAGCAAAAGGUUAUCCUCGAGAACCUGCUGCCCAUGUUGCAAUAAGGACUGUCAGGCGUUUCCUGGAAAAGCAAAAGGAUAAAAUAACUGCUGUUGUUUUUUGUACUUCUAAUUCAUCUGAUACAGAGAUAUAUAAGAGAUUGCUUCCUUUAUACUUUCCCAGGGAUAAACAUGAAGAAGAGGUUGCUAUAUCAAAGCUUCCGGCAGAUGUUGGGGAUGAAAAUGGUGAAACUGUAAUAGAUGAGCGAAAAAUAAGGAUUAAACCCUUACCAGUGCUGUCAUCAACUACAACGAAUGCAUCUACAACCUCGGUUGAUAUUCCUAUCAAUGAUUCUGAUUCAACUUUAAGACGCAGUUCAUUUCAUGUGGAUGCAUAUCUAGAUCCUGCGUUCAUGUCAUUGAUGAAGGACCCGGACCAGCGUAGGAAGGAGCAAUGGGAAAAAGCUGCCCAAGCUCAAAAUGGCUUUGAUUUUGCUAAGUUGCUUGGUUUUGGAGAUUUAGGUGGUCCUCCAUUGAGUGCUGCUGAGGAAUAUUCACUUCACUCCAGAUAUUUUGCAAAAGCGAAUUCUCUCAACCUAUCAGAAAUUGCUGAAAUGAAAAUUGUUUAUCGAGGUGGAGUAGACAGCGAGGGGCGCCCAGUGAUGGUUGUUGUGGGUGCUCACUUUUUACUUCGAUGCCUCGAUUUGGAGCGCUUUGUCCUUUAUGUAGUAAAGGAGUUUGAGCCUCUGAUUCAGAAGCCAUACUCAAUUGUGUAUUUUCAUUCUGCAGCAUCCUUGCAAAUGCGGCCUGAUCUUGGUUGGAUGAAGAAGCUACAGCAGGUACUUGGUCGGAAGCACAGGCGAAAUCUACAUGCUAUUUAUGUACUCCAUCCAACCCUUGGACUGAGGGCAACUAUUUUUGCUUUGCAGAUAUUUGUUGAUGGAGAGGCUUGGCAAAAGGUUGUGUACAUGGAUCGGCUCUUGCAGCUCUUCAAAUAUGUUCCUCGUGAGCAAUUGACCAUCCCGGAUUUUGUCUUCCAGCAUGAUCUUGAAGUUAAUGGUGGAAAGGGAGUUAUUGUUGAUCCAAGAACAAAAUAUAUCUAUCAGAGGCCUUCAGCAUGAAUGAUGCUUUCUUUUUAAGGUUAUUUUGUUCUGCUGCUGCUAUUUAAUUAUUCUGCUGCUAUUUUGUUCAGUUGUCCUUUUUCGAUGUGUGCAUUAUCUUUUUCUGUUGAUUCUCAGACUGGAAAUGAAAGCAAUGCACCAUUUCUUUUGUAAAGUUUCAUGGCAAUAAACAUUCUGUUCAUAUAAAAAAAAAUACUAAAAAAAAAAUAUUAGAUAUUGCUCAUUUCUGCAUGCUGAGAAUUGUCUGAAGUGGUUGUUACUCCAGCAAGAACAGACUGAUUAUCAAAGCCUUUCUGAAAGAACAUUUUUUCUCCUACUCA